ACUGACCGACCUGUGCCCGGCCCUGACCGUCCGGCCCCGACCGCCCGGCACUGAGCGCCCCGUGCCCGGCCCCGACCGCCCAGCCCCGCUCCGGACCCUCCGGCCCCUCCCGAGCACGCAGCAGGACACCCAGACAAGAUGAUCGAUGCGGUGGCGAGCGGCGAGGCGCGGGACGUGCUGCUGCUGCGGCUCCCCGCGCUGCUGGAGCAGGAGCUGCGGGCUCAGCCCCGCGCCGCCGGCCUCCGCCUGCUCGAGGCUGCCCACGACAACGGCCUGCGAAUGACCGCCCGCCUCAGGGACUUCGAGGUGAAGGAUCUCCUCAGCUUAACUCAGUUCUUCGGCUUCCACACUGAGACCUUCUCGCUAGCUGUGAAUUUCUUAGAUAGGUUCUUGUCAAAAAUGAAGGUACAGCCUAAACACUUGGGAUGUGUUGGACUCAGCUGCUUCUACUUGGCUGUGAAAGCAUCAGAGGAAGAGAGAAAUGUGCCCUUAGCCACUGACUUAAUUCGAAUAAGCCAGUAUAGGUUCACUGUUUCUGAUAUGAUGAGAAUGGAGAAAAUCGUAUUGGAGAAACUGGGCUGGAAAAUCAGAGCUACAACAGCCUUCCAAUUUCUACAGCUCUAUCAUUCAUUYAUUCAUGAGAAUUUAAGCUGUGAAAGGAGAAAAUACCUCAAUUUUGAGAGACUUGAGAGCCAGCUUAAGGCCUGUCACUGCAGAAUCAUGUUUUCCAAAGCCAAGCCUUCUGUCUUGGCACUGUCUAUUAUGGCACUAGAGAUAGAAGAACAAAAACUGCUGGAGUUGACGGAGGCUUUGGAAUUUCUGCAGUUACAUUCCAAGAUAAACAACAAAGAAUUGACCUUCUGGAAGGAGCUGGUGUUAAAGUGCCUUACAGAAUAUUCUUCAAGCAAGUGUUCCAAACCCAAUGUGCAGAAAUUAAAAUGGAUUGUGUCUGGACGGACAGCACGGCAGCUUAAACAUAGCUACUACAGAAUAACACACCUUCCUACCAUUCCAGAGACCAGCUCAUAAUAGGAGUACAAUAAAAUGAGGAGAAAACUAUCCUGUGAGCUUGUCAACAGGCACACAAAAAUAUUUGAGAAACAGUCUGAAGUGUGACCUUAAUAAUGAAGAACUCAACUCGUGGAAAGAACAUGUAACAUUUCAGACUAAAGAUCCUUCCAGUAAAAACCAGUUCUUUUCAUGGUGAUUACAACAACAUGUGGUGUCAGUUUUCAGUCUUACUUGGUAGACUGUUUACUAGUCAGUGAAAUGCCACAAUCCCAAUACAAGCAAUUUUAACACCUUU
This is a messenger RNA of Malurus melanocephalus (red-backed fairy wren), 1306 nucleotides long. RefSeq names its product cyclin G1 (gene CCNG1). Bases 139 to 1029 code for a protein of 296 amino acids. Gene Ontology annotation, molecular function: cyclin-dependent protein serine/threonine kinase regulator activity. Gene Ontology annotation, cellular component: cyclin-dependent protein kinase holoenzyme complex; nucleus; cytoplasm. Gene Ontology annotation, biological process: regulation of cyclin-dependent protein serine/threonine kinase activity; mitotic cell cycle phase transition. The transcript is spliced from 7 exons. NCBI's taxonomy places the organism in Eukaryota, Metazoa, Chordata, Aves, Passeriformes, Maluridae. The record is from RefSeq and is a predicted model, not a curated record.